Molecule: messenger RNA, 2643 nt
Organism: Plectropomus leopardus (leopard coralgrouper)
Lineage: Eukaryota; Metazoa; Chordata; Actinopteri; Perciformes; Serranidae
Source: RefSeq, a predicted model, not a curated record
AGCAGUGCUGUCAAGGGCUCGACACGGACAAAAGCAGUGAACAAGACUCCCCUCUUGCUGUUUUAUAAUCUUUUAAACAUAUUUACUUUCCAGGAGACAGGAAGUAGACAUCAUGAACACUCUGAACCAACAGUAUGAGGAGAAGGUGCGUCCCUGCAUUGACCUCAUCGACUCUCUUCGCUCUCUGGGUGUAGAGAAGGACUUGGCGCUGCCUGCUAUCGCCGUGAUUGGAGACCAAAGCUCGGGGAAGAGCUCCGUGUUGGAGGCGCUGUCAGGGGUGGCUCUGCCAAGAGGAAGUGGAAUUGUGACAAGAUGUCCUCUCGAAUUGAAGAUGAAGAGAAAGAGAGAAGGAGAGGAGUGGUUUGGGAAGAUAAGCUACCAUGACCAUGCGGAAGAGAUAGAAGAUCCUGCAGAUGUGGAGAAAAAGAUUAGAGAAGCUCAGGAUGAAAUGGCCGGGGUCGGAGUGGGGAUCAGUGAUGACCUCAUCAGUCUGGAGAUCGCCUCUCCUGAUGCCAGACUCACUCUUAUUGACCUGCCUGGCAUCGCCAGGGUGGCCGUAAAGGGACAACCUGAGAACAUUGGAGACCAGAUAAAGAGACUGAUCCAGAAGUUCAUCACAAGACAAGAAACCAUCAGUUUGGUGGUUGUUCCGUGCAACGUGGACAUUGCAACCACAGAGGCUUUGAAGAUGGCACAGGAGGUGGACCCUGAUGGAGAGAGGACUCUGGGUAUCUUGACUAAGCCUGACCUGGUGGACAAAGGCACCGAAGAGACUGUAGUUGAAAUUGUCCAUAAUGAGGUCAUCCACCUGAAGAAGGGCUACAUGAUCGUCAGGUGCAGGGGUCAGAAGGAGAUCACAGAGAAAGUCUCUCUUACUGAAGCAAUAGAGAGAGAGAAAGCCUUCUUCAGAGAUCAUACAUAUUUCCACACUCUCUACAAUGAUGGACAAGCUACUGUUCCCAAACUGGCUGAGAAACUCACACUCGAGCUGGUGCAUCACAUUGAGAGAUCUCUGCCUCGGCUGGAAGAGCAGAUAGAGGAGAAGCUAGCACACACUCAAGCAGAGCUGGAGAAAUAUGGCAAUGGACCCCCAGCUGAUGCAGCGGAGAAACUCGUCUUCCUCAUUGAUAAAGUGACGGCUUUCACUCAGGAUGCCAUCAGUCUGACUACAGGAGAGGAACUGAAGUGUGGAGACAAGCUCAAUGUCUUUUCUACCCUCAGAAAAGAGUUUGGGAAGUGGAACGUCCACUUGGACCGCUCAGGAGAAAAGUUCAGCAAGAGCAUUGAGAAAGAGGUGGCGGAAUACGAAGACAGGUACCGUGGAAGAGAACUGCCGGGCUUCAUCAACUACAAGACCUUUGAGGUCAUGGUCAAGGAGCAGAUCAAACAGCUGGAAGAGCCCGCUGUCAAGCGACUCAAGGAAAUAGGAGAUGCUGUUAGGAAGACGUUCAUACAGCUGGCCCACAGUAGCUUCAUUGGAUUUCCUAACCUCCUGAAAGCAGCCAAAGUAAAGAUCGAAGCCAUUAAGCAAGAGAAAGAGUCCAUUGCUGAAUCCACGCUGAGAACCCAGUUCAAGAUGGAGCUGAUUGUUUACACACAGGACAGGACCUACAGCUGUAGUUUGAGUGACAGGAAGAAAGAGGAGGAGGAGGAGGAGGAAGAAGACAAACGGAAACACAGAAACCAUCACAAAGAUUUGAGUAUUGUGUACUGCGCUGAUAAUCAUGCAACACUUAUGGAGCUGAUGUUGCACAUUAAAUCAUAUUACAAAAUUGCUAGCCAGCGCCUGGCCGACCAGAUCCCGCUGGUGAUCCGCUACCAGAUGCUGCAGGAGUCUGCCGUCCAGCUGCAGAGGGAGAUGCUGCAGAUGCUUCAGGACAAGGAGAAUUUGGAGUUCUUGCUGAAGGAAGAUUGUGACAUUGGCAGUCAGAGGGCUGCUUUACAGAAUCGCCUUCAUCGCCUCAUUAAGGCUCGCACAUACCUGGCAGAGUUCUAGAGCAGGUCCAGGCCCAGUGGCCUUAGUCUACUUUACCUCUAUUAUUUGUCAAAAACAGAAGGGUGGUGGUCAAAGGCUUCCUAUCAUAUAUCUAUAGUAUGCAUAUAUAGUGUAGAAUAUACACAUCUGCUUUAGAUGUUAUGCUAUGUCAGAACAGGUCAAUAUUGAUACGUAAAGGGUUGUUUUAAAUGUACUGUAGUAUCUGCUCCUAUUGUUAUACCAAAAAAAAAAAGAUAAAUACAUCAUGACUGUUUUUUUCACAUUAAAAAAACAUUUCAUUUGCACACACCAUGUUUCUGAGGUAUCCACAGUUAAUUUCCCAUCAGGGAACUUAUCUCCAGAAAAGAUUCACAUCAAAAAUGCUUAUGACUAUACAAAAAUAGAGUAUCGAUAUAAAACUGUGUACUUAAGCUCCCCCUUGUGGGAAAAAGGGGAUAACAUCCCUGGUCGAUGGUGUAAAACAUAAGUUGUAAUGUAAUCCUUAACAGAUUUUCUGAGCUAUAAUAGACAUAGUGUGUCUUCCUACGUGUCAAUAUGGUCUUCCACCCUCAGCAAUGAAGAGUCUGCAUCAGUGAUGCAAAUACAAAGCUGGUUCUGUCCUUACUUUUGGGACUUUCAGUGCAAUUCAUUUCCACCAUAAAAACCCU